AUAAGUAAUCACUUCUCUGUAUCUUUACCAGCAUUCAAUGGUGUCACUGUUUUUUGUCUCCUCUCUUUAUAUUGAAUAACUGCUAUCAAAUUUUUCCCUCUUCAGAGAAUCUCUUAUGUACUAUAAGGUUGCAUCGCUUGUAAAUAAAAAAACCUAUGGCCUAUAGGAAAGGGUAGAAUAGAAGGUGGAAUAUGUAGUGGGUAGAAAGGAAUCUGGGAUAGAGCCAGGCAGGGAUACGUGCCCUGAACGUGGAAGAGGUCAGAUGCAAGGGAGCGGAACAAAGGUAAUCUGCCGAGUGGCAGAAUUUAGAUUAUAAUAACGAGAUGAUUAAUUUAUGAGCUAGUCAGGGAACGGUCAGAGUUUAUGGCCAAGUCAGUUUAUGGUCAGAGGUUAUAAUCAAGUCUCAGGAUUGUUACUCUGGUGCUUGGGGCUGGGAGAAAAAACUUGCACUUAAUAUUCCCCCUAUUCAACAAUCUCCUUUAAUGAAAACAUUUUGGUAGACAUAAUAGGCAUUGGAACACACUUAGUUUAACUAACGAGAAUGUGGCUAGAACUCUGUCACUUGUUUGUUAGGAUGAUUCUAUUGCUGUGAAAAGACACCAUAACCACAGCAACUCUUAAAGGAGAACAUUUACUCAAGGGCUUGCUUACAGCUUGAGAAGCUUAGACUGUUAGUAUCAUGGUAGUGAGAGUGGCAGACUCGGCACGCAUGGUGGCGGAGAAUAGCCGAGAGUUACCUUCUUAUCUGCAGGCAGAGAGAACGAGACUAGGUCUCGGAAUGGACUUCUGAAAUCUCAGAGUUCACACACUUCCUUCCAUUAGGCCUUACCCCAAUCCUAUCAAGCAGUUUCACUCUCUGGUUAACUAAGCAUUCACAUAUAUAAGCCUAUAGGGGUUGUUCUCAUUCAAACUACCAGUUAGUGUUUUAGACGUUCUGAAAUAACUUAAGCAGAGUGGAUAGAAAAGAAUGGGAAAAGAACCUAGGAUAGAAUCCUAAGUAGAAUCUGUGUGUGAGUUGGGAGAUAAUAUGGUCAAAGAGCUAGGAAUAUACUUUGUAAAGUGAUCCUGUCUGUCCACCUCUUUCUUUGUUUCUUUGUUUCAUUCAUUCUUUCUGACAGUCUCACUUUAUAAGUCAGGCUGGCCUUGAACAACCCUUCCCCCACACCCCCUUUGGGCAAACCUUUUCACCUCCUUAGUGCUGAGAUUACAGGUGUAAUACUCAGCAACAGACUUUAAAAACAAAGGUACUGGAGAGAUGGUUCAGUGGUUAAGGGUAGUGGCUGCUCAUCCAGAGGAUCUGGGUUUAAUUUCCAGCACCCACAUAGUGGCUCGCAGUGAUCUAUCCAUCUAUAACUCCAGUUCUAGGGGAACUGACAUUUUCUUCUGACCUUCUUGGGUACUGUGUGCACAGACAUAUGUGCAGACAGAAUACUCAUAUGUGAAAUAUGAAAAAAUUAGUAAACAGAAUAAAGAACAGAGACAACCAGAGGGAGACAACUUUCUGAAUUGAAAGAAAAAAGCCUCCUCCGUAUGGUCUCUAAGGGACCAGUACUGAUCUUUACUUGUCUGUUUCAGUAGAGACAAAGCCAGAAGCAUGGGGACAUCUGCUUGAAUUAUGGACAAAAGAAAAGAAAAACAGUGAAGAGCAUUCUUUACCACAAAUGCUAAAAAACAAUUAAGAAUUAGCCUUUGUGGUGGUUUGACUGUGCUUGCUCAGGGAGUGGCACUAUCAGGAGGCGUGGCCUUGUUGGAGGAGGUGUGUCACUAGCGUUGUGGGCAAGGAGACCCUCCUCCUAACCAUGUGGGAGCCAGUCUUCUGUGGCUUUCAGAUGAAGAUGUAGAACUCUCAGCUCCGCCUGCACCACGCCUUCCUGGAUGCUGUCAUGUCCCCACCUUGAUGAUACUGUACUAAACCUCAGAACCAGUAAGCUAGAUCCAAUUAAAUGCUGUCCUUAUAAGCAUUAUCUUGGUUGUGUCUUCACAGCAGUAAAACCCUAACUAAGACAUCAUUAGUUAAGGUUUUAAAGUUAUUCCUUUUUCUUUUCUUUUUUUUUUUACAUUUUUAAGUUGGUGUCUAGCUGUCUUGUCCAGGUUAGUGAAUCUUUUACCCCAGCCUCCUAUGCAGCUAGAAGGACUGUUAUAAAUUGAAGUUGAGUUAGUUGGGGGAGAAAGAGGCUGGACAUCUAGGAAAAAAAAAAUCUUAACAAAUUCUCAGCAAAGAACAUGUAAUAAACAGCCCAGAUUUAUUUUAUUAUUGUUAAUUUAAAAAAAAAGAUUUACUUUACAGGGAUGAGUCUUUUGCCUGACAGGUCAGAAGAGGGCAUCAUAUUUUCUGGAACCAGUGUUAUGGAUGGUUUUGAGCCAACUUGUUGGUACUGAGAGUCAAUCUCAGGUCCUCUUGAUAAGUGCUGGUAACUGCUGAGUCAUGUCUCCAGCCCACCAAGUUUAUUUUAAUGGAAAAAAAAUACUCAAAACAGAGGUGGAGUUUAUGGAGCCAGACUCUGGAGAAGAUGGGAGAGAUUCCAUUCAGGAUGUAGGGAAUGAGGUGCAGAGGUACACAGGUGCAUCUGGGGGUGGUGAAUGGAGCUGCCAGGGCUUUGCUCAAUUUUGUAGGGCUUUUUCAGAUGGGGUGGGGCACCUGAUAACAUUCCUGAAGCAUUCAGAACAGCUACUAAAGGAACGAGAGAGUGCUGGUUAAAGACAAGGAACAGGAUUGAUCACCGAGUGAAGAAAAUGCAGCAUUUCAAACAGGUGUUCUCCCUUAAGCACACACAUAGUGGUGUCAAUGAACUCAAUAGGUCGAAGGUAGUCUUUAGUAGUUGAGUUGGGAGACAAAAUUCAGAAAAUGAUGUGUAGUCAGGAAUGAACAGUUCAAGAAUAGAGGAAUGAGUGAGCUGUAGAACAAGUGUAAAAAUCUAAAGGGAAAGACAGAAGAAUAGGCCUUAAGUAGAAAAGAGGAGAUUGAAGUGAGGCUCAUGGCUGGAAUAUUAGCACUUGGCUGAAGUGGCAGGAUUGCCACAUAUUUGAGACCAGCCUGGGCUAUGAAAAACACAGUGAAAAGGGUCUAUAAUCAUAAUUUCUUUGCAACCUACUUUAAUAAGGGUUCAACCUCUCCUUUAGUUCAGCACUCGGCAGAGGUAGUAGAAGAGAAGAGUUAUUAGGACGUGGGGGAAGUGGACCUGUUCGGAAUAUUUCUUAGGGGGAAAGCUCCAUCUUCUUUCUCAGCAAUUCAGUCCUAUAAUCCAGCAAACACCAAGAAAGAAUGAGCAGCUUCAGUCCAGUCCUCUAGGCAGGCAGGAACCAGAAACUAUAGUUCAAUCCUGAAGAAAAUACCAGGCUCACCAACCGGCCUGAGGCAAGGCAGCGGAAGUGGUAAGCUGCCGCAGGAACCUCAGGAGCAGUUCUGGGCGAGUUUCACUCAAUGGUGGUGUUACCACAGGUUGAGCUCAACAACUCUAUGUGGGGUGAACAUGUGCUGUUAGUGAGGCAGAGCAAACCAAUGCUUAGUGCUCAUCUCCCACUGUCCGUGGGGUCAUAUUUAUACUCCUUCAUCAAGUGUCCUUUCACGUGUUUGCUAUAUCAAGACAUCCUUUGACCUGUGCCUGCUUCAGGUAAUCAUUCUUUCCUGUGUCCGCUUUAGCACAACAUCCUUUCACCUGUGUGCCCCAGCAAACCAUCAUUUGACAUAAUUAACUUUCCAAAGAAACUAGACAUUUCCACUUCAAAGGUCUAUUAGAGUUAAGAUAUCAUAAGUAAAGGAAAUUGGGGGUGCACAUAGCAAAGGCACUGUUUCAAAUUGAGAAUGCAGUUUUCAUUCUGAUGGCUGUGUGCAUAAUGGAUUGAAAUGGGCACUGCUCGAAGCAGUCAGUCAUAUAGCAUACAUUCUGUAUCAUUUUCUACACUCUUCUUACAACCCAGUUAAUUGAACCAAUACAUCUUAAUUAUAUGUGCCUGGGAGGAUCACACCUCAGCAGCAUUUGCCCAGUCAUCUUUACUGUAUGUUUUUAGAAACUUUUGAGUUCACAAGAGGAAAAAUUUGCUGAUAUUAUAUGCUUUGCGGUUGUAGAUGGAAACAGUGGAACGCUUUUUGCCUUUCACAGUGAAACUCUGGACAUUUUUGGCACUCUUGGUCAUAUAGUUUUCUUGACUACUACAUUUUUGUGUUUUUACACACAUUGAUUUUCUAUUAUAUUUUGCGUUUUUAUAUACAAACCUGCAUUGAAUUUUAUCUUGUUAUAUAAUAUGGUGUCUAAACAUUGUAGUGUCCUGUUUGAAAACAUUUUAAACAAAUGUUCAAAGAAUGUAUGCCAGGAGAAAAGGUGGCUCUGACAUUGAAGGAAACCUCUUCUGUAGGUUACAUGAGUUCAGGGUCCCAGCAAAUUUGUCUUAAAACAGUUCAGUUGCGAAUGUGCAGAGUUCUCGAACAAAAAGUGCCACUUCGUUUAGAUAUGCCUAAUUUGCAACAACUGUAAGUAGAAUGCCAGGUCAAUUAACUUACUUUUCUUACACCGGUGGGUGGACAAGCUAGGAUUUCCGUACAGCAUCAUGGCGGCGGUCUGCCGGAGUCUGGUGUGUGGAACAAACCAGGGCGACUUCCUGUAGAAGGACAGCUGUGCAAAGCCGGUUCCUGAGAUAAGCAUCAUGGCGUCCCCGGAGGGUGCCGCUCAAUGCUGCAUGCUGGGGGAAGAGGCAGCCGUAAAGGAGUCGCCGCUUCCUCUUCCACCUCCCACCGGCUGUCGUAAAAGGUGAAUGGAGAGAGAGUUGUGGAGGGGAAAGGAGGGAGGACAGGGGGCGCGGAGUCAGAGUGGCGCAGCAAGUAGCUGCAGGAGGCGGUGGCAGCGGCAGGGGGUGGGGGUAAGGUAGUCCCCUGAGGCGGAGGCGGCUGAAAGGGGCCAGGAAGCAUCCGGGCUGCAACCCGGCCUGCUGGCUCUAGGACCGGAGCUCCCGCUCGUGGACAUGGACCUCAAUCGGAUCAUCCAGGCGCUGAAGGGCACUAUCGACCCAAAGCUGAGGAUUGCUGCCGAGACGGAGCUCAACCAGUCCUACAAGAUUAUUAAUUUUGCCCCCAGCUUGCUUCGGAUCAUAGUCUCUGACCAUGUGGAGUUCCCUGUGCGUCAGGCAGCUGCCAUCUACCUGAAGAAUAUGGUGACACAGUACUGGCCAGACAGGGAGCCUCCACCAGGGGAAGUGAUAUUCCCAUUUAAUAUCCACGAGAAUGACCGGCAGCAGAUUCGUGACAACAUUGUGGAAGGGAUAAUUCGGUCUCCAGAUCUGGUGAGAGUCCAGCUAACAAUGUGUCUCCGAGUCAUAAUUAGACAUGAUUUCCCUGGUCAUUGGCCUGCAGUGGUGGACAAGAUAGACUACUACUUGAAGUCACCAAACAGUGGGAACUGGCUCGGCAGUUUACUGUGCUUGUAUCAGCUGGUGAAGACCUAUGAAUAUAAAAAAGCGGAAGAAAGAGAGCCUCUCCUGGCAGCCAUGCAGAUAUUUCUGCCUAGAAUUCAGCAGCAAAUCCUGCAGCUGCUUCCGGAUGCUUCCCAUUACUCUGUGUUGCUGCAGAAGCAGAUUCUGAAGAUCUUCUAUGCUCUCGUUCAGUACGCACUGCCCCUUCAGCUGGUGAAUCACCAGACCAUGACUACGUGGAUGGAGAUCUUUCGGACCAUCAUCGAUAGGACGGUCCCUCCGGAGACUCUUCAAAUAGAUGAGGAUGACCGGCCGGAGCUGGUGUGGUGGAAGUGUAAGAAGUGGGCUCUGCAUAUUGUCACUCGUCUCUUUGAACGGUAUGGAAGUCCAGGAAAUGUCACAAAAGAGUACUUCGAAUUUUCUGAAUUUUUUUUGAAAACCUAUGCAGUGGGAAUUCAGCAGGUACUACUAAAAAUUUUAGACCAAUACCGACAGAAAGAGUAUAUAGCGCCCCGUGUUCUUCAGCAAGCUCUCAACUACCUGAACCAAGGGGUUGUCCAUGCAGUGACGUGGAAACAGAUGAAGCCACACAUGCAGAAUAUCUCUGAAGACGUCAUUUUUUCCGUGAUGUGUUACAAAGACGAGGAUGAAGAGCUGUGGCAAGAAGACCCGUACGAGUACAUCAGGGUGAAAUUCGAUAUUUUUGAAGAUUAUGCUUCACCCACCACAGCGGCCCAGACCCUCCUGUACACAGCUGCAAAGAAAAGGAAAGAGGUAUUGCCAAAAAUGAUGGCGUUCUGUUAUCAGAUACUAACAGACCCGAACUUUGACCCCAGGAAGAAAGAUGGAGCCCUGCAUGUGAUUGGUUCCCUGGCUGAGAUUUUGUUGAAGAAGAGUUUAUUCAAGGACCAAAUUGAGUUGUUCCUGCAGAAUCAUGUAUUUCCAUUAAUAUUGUCUAACCUGGGAUAUCUUCGAGCUAGAUCCUGCUGGGUGCUUCAUGCAUUUAGUUCUUUGAAGUUUCACAAUGAGCUCAACCUCAGAAAUGCAGUAGAGUUAGCAAAGAAGAGCCUGAUUGAAGACUUGGAGAUGCCCGUCAAGGUGGAAGCUGCCCUUGCACUGCAGUCGCUGAUCUCCAACCAGACACAAGCCAAGGAGUACAUGAAACCAUACGUGAGAUUCAUCAUGCAGGAGCUUCUGCACAUUGUCAAAGAGACGGAGAGUGAUGAUGUCACUAACGUCAUCCAGAAGCUCAUAUGUGAGUACAGUCACGACAUGGCCUCCAUCGCUGUGGACAUAACCCAGCACUUGGCUGAGAUAUUUGGUAAAGUUCUUCAAAGUGACGAGUAUGAGGAAAUUGAAGACAAAACUGUCAUGGCCAUGGGAAUUUUACACACUAUCGACACUAUCUUAACCGUUGUGGAAGACCAUCCAGAGAUUAUACAGCAGCUGGAGAACAUCUGUCUACGAAUCAUUGAUCUUGUCCUACAGAAGCAUGUUAUUGAAUUCUAUGAGGAAAUCCUUUCUCUGGCAUACAAUUUAACCUGCCAUGCCAUCUCCCCGCAGAUGUGGCAGCUCCUGGGCAUUUUAUUUGAAGUUUUCCAGCAGGAUUGCUUCGAGUACUUCACAGACAUGAUGCCUCUCCUGCAUAAUUACGUGACCGUGGACACCAACGCGCUGCUGUCCAAUCCAAAGCACUUAGAAGUCUUGUUCACAAUGUGCAGGAAGGUGCUGUGUGGAGAGUCAGGGGAGGAUGCCGAGUGCUACGCUGCAAAACUCUUGGAAGUCAUCAUUCUUCAGUGCAAAGGAAGGGGAAUUGAUCAGUGUAUCCCACUGUUCAUUCAACUCGUCUUGGAGAGGUUAACCCGCGGGGUCAAGACGAGUGAGCUGCGCACAAUGUGUCUUCAGGUGGCCAUUGCGGCCCUUUACUACAGCCCUGAACUGCUGUUCCACACACUGGAGCGAGUCCAGCUGCCACACAACCCAGGACCUGUCACGUCGCAGUUUAUAAACCAGUGGAUGAGCGACACCGAUUACUUCCUUGGACACCAUGACCGGAAGAUGUGUAUAAUAGGACUAAGCGUGCUCUUGGAGCUGCAGAACCGACCUCCUGCCGUGGAUGCUGUGGCUGCACAGAUCCUCCCCUCCAUUCUCUUCCUUUUCCUUGGCCUGAAGCAGGUCUGUGCUACACGACAAACAGUAAACCGUGAAAAUCACUCAAAGGCAGAGAAAGCUGACAUAGAGGAAAAUGAGGAGAUUUCCAGUGAGGAGGAGGAGGAGACAAGUGUAAACGCUCAAGCUAUGCAGUCACAGAUCUGCAGAGGCGAGGAGGAGGAGGAUGACGACUGGGAUGAAGAAGUGGUGGAGGAGACAGCCCUCGAGGGCUUCAGCACCCCACUGGACCUCGACAACAGCGUGGAUGAGUACCAGUUUUUCACACAAGCUCUGCUGACUGUGCAGAAUCGGGAUGCUGCCUGGUACCAGCUGCUGGUGGCACCACUCAGUGAGGAUCAGAAGAGAAAGCUACAGGAGGUGUACACGUUGGCAGAGCACCGAAGGACACUGGCAGGUCAGCCAUUCCUUUCCAACUUGGAGUUGUGUGUCACCAUCUGCCUUACUUGAUUAAAAUGGCUGAAGACCAGCCUUCAUGAUAAUGAAGGAUUCCAUUGUCACAUAGCUGUGCUUGUUUUGUUUUUAAGACGGGGUUUUGCCAUGUAGCUAGGCUGGCCUGAACUUGUAAUCCUCUUAUUUUUAUCUGUAUGUACUGGAGUUACUGUGCUCCUCCUGGGCUGAAUGGUUCUUCUUUAUCUCUAUUCAAGAUACUGGGGUUUGAACUCAGAGCUUUGUACAUGUUGGGCAAAUAAUCUCCCAGUGAGCUACAACCCUAGUAGUUGUUGUCCUCCACCUCCCCCUUCCCUCCCCCUUCUUCCUCUCCUCCUCCCCGUCCCUCUCCUAUGUCUGUCUGUCUUUUUAGCUGGCCUGGAACUCACUGUGUACCCCACACUAACUUCAAACUCAACUAUCCUUCUGCCUCAACCCCCCUGAGGGCUCAGAUUACAGGUGUGUGCAGGGAUCUGGGAAGCAAAGAGGAGAUGGGGCUGGGGUCCUAGUAUCUCCUUUAAAAGCACACCCCAUGGGGCUGGAGAAGGGUGCUCAAUAAUUAAAGAGUCAUUGCUAUUCUUGCAUAGAAUCUGGGUUAGGUUCCCAGCACCCAUAUCAGGUGGCUCACAACUACCUGUAGCUCCAGUUUCCUUUUGUGAUGCCCUUUUCUGGCUUCUUGGACACUUCACACAUGUGGCAUAAACCCCUCUCACACAGGUGCAUGUGUGUAUGCAUGUGCACAUACACACAUAUACACACACAUACACACAAAAAUAAAUCUUUAAAAAAGCAUACCCAGUAACCUCACUUCCUCCAGUGAGGCCUCUCCUCUUAGAGGUUCCACCUCCCAGUCGUGCCUUAGGCUGGGAACAGAAGUUCAGCAUGUGGACUUCAGGGGACAUUUCUGACCUAAACCAGGGAAAAGUCCUUAUAAUUGUAGGGAUUCAUGUGUUGGUGACUGUUAAUUUUCAGUUUUUAAGGAGAAAUUGUUUAAUGUUAGGAUUCUGAGCUCCCUCCUGGGUUGUUAAUUGGAAAGACUUGUGCUUAGAAAGUAUUUCAAUAGAAGACAUGGGGAGUUUUAGGUGAGGAGUGUUUAGAUCCGGGCGUGGGUAGGGGAGUGACACAUCUUUUGUUAGCUACGUCGAGGAGUGGAGCCUGUAGCUAUUGGCUUGCAGCUUCAGAACUGUUUACAUUUCUCUUAUGCUAGCAAAUGGGUUUUCCACGUCAAACAUAAAGGCUGGCAUCCGGUUAGGCAGACCAAUACCAGGAAUCACCCUCUUUUCAAGUUGAAAUCUGUAAAAGGAACCAGGCCUGGGAGGGGAGGGUGGUGUCUGUAAUCCCAGCACUUGGUGUGUAGAGACUGGACAAUCAGGAGUUGAAAGCCAUCCUCAGCUGGAUAUCAAGUUAGAGGCCGGCUUGAGCUACGUGAGGCCCUGUCUGGAACAAAACAAAACAGUACACUAUCAUAAAAGCCUGUUUUUUUAAGGUUACUUUAAACUCUCUCACCUGAAGCAAUCAUUCCCUCCCCACUUUUUUUUUUUUUUUAAUAGCAGGGCAGUUCCACAUUUGAGGACAGGAGCAUCUUCUCUGCAUUUAAUUUUGGAGCUGCGCCCAGCAACACCCGGAAGGCGCGUCCACCGUGCACCGAUCGGCGUCACCGCUGCUGCUUAGUACACGGGUUGAGGGCCAAGAGGGAAACAAGGGACUGAGUCGUCGGCAUCAGGCGGCCACGGACCUGUUCUCCCUUUCCUUGACCCUUCUCACCCUGGAAUAUAUAUAUUUUUAACAGCUACUGUAAUGUAUGAAAUUUUAAAAAAGCAGAAUCAUUGAUUGGAAAGGACAGAGCGUCCGCUCUGAAGGCUGAACGCUGAGGGUUUAGAGUUCUGUAUUGGCGCAUGUCUCAGGUUUUUGCCAUGAAGAAUCAGUGGAUUUAUGCAGAUAACAGUGCCUUCUGUUGUACAUGAAUAAUCAGAAAACAAUUUUUUUGGAGUGCAUUGCAAUUUUUUUUAAAGCAUAAAACAUAUUUCUAGAUAUCCUGUAAACCUUGGUUAUGUCAUUUCAUUCUGCAUUUUUCUCUGUGAGUUGACCGUCAGGCAGUUAGUGCAGGUCUCACUCUGGCUUCAGAAGCAUCCCUGCACCCUUGGACCACCCUGUGCCCAAAGGCUUCCUUCAAGGGUCGGAACUCAGGCAGUGGCUCUGGUUUUACCUAAGACAUCUGUGGCUAUCCUAAGAACUGUCUGGUUUUCCUAAGACAUCUGUGGCUAUCCUAAGAACUGUCUGGUUUUCCUAAGACAUCUGUGGCUAUCCUAAGAACUGUCUGAUUUUCCCUAAGACAUCUGCGGCAUCCUAAGAACUGUUAAAUUCAGUUUCCCACCACAUUUUCUCUCUGAGGGGGAUGAUGAUUCUUUCAGGAUCGAAAGUGUAUUGAUAAUAUUGACAACCUGCUAAUUUCAGGCUUCACCCGCCUCUUGGCAGCCAGCAGCAGGGACUUGUCAGUCACUGGGCUUAGCAGAAAGACUGACGGUCUUAUGGGUCAUGUGUUUAAGUAAUACUGCAGGGGUUGUGGGCAUCCCAAUAUGAAAGCACACUGAAGUUCUAAGCAGAAGGUGACUCCUGGGUGGGGGCUCGGUCAGUAGUUACCAUUCCAACCAUGUUGGACAGGGCCCAAAGCAUUUUAUAAUUUUUUUCCUUUCUCCAUUCAACCCUCCCUUCUUUCUUUGUGAGAGAGAGAGACAAUUUCUGUAUGCAACCCAGGUUGACCUCAAGAUUGCAGUCCUCCUGAGUCAGCCCCAUGGCUGUUAACACACCCAGCCGGUGGGUUUUGCUACGUAGUUCUGGCUGGACUGGAACUCACUCUGUGGCUUAGGCUGACCUCAGACUUGCAGCAGUCCUCCCUCAGCUUCCCAGGGCUUGGAGUUACAGCCGUUACAAAUGGUAGACGUCUUUUCAUUUAGUAAGAAGACCCGACAGCUCUAACCUAACAAUCUGCUCUUCACGGUCUGAAGUCUCUCCAGCCUGACUUGGCUUAGUCUUUAUUACGGCUCAGUUGCUUUUUCAUAAAUUCCUCAAGGGUUGGUCUCUUGGCCAGCUGGGUUUACAGGUGAGUGAUGACGUCACUGUCGCAGAUGGCUUUUCCCGAACUGUUCAAAAGCAGACUAUGAACCACUGUGCUUUCAUUCGGCAAAAUGAAAAUAUGUUAUCAGGACUCGAAAUAUUUCUGGAUGUGAUACAGAUUUUGUUUGUGUGAAAUACCUGCAGCUUAAAUUUCCAUCAGCAACUGGCAGGAUUUUCCGGGUGAUUCCUGAAUUGUCAAUCCUUACUUGUAUUCUUUUUUUUUUUUUUAAUUUAGGUUAUUUAAUUUUUUUUCAGAAGUAGCUUUGAAAAGCCAUGUGUUUCAGAGUGAAAUCACCCUGUAUUUUGCCGUCUCUCAUUUUUCAGGGCACCAAAGCUGCGUGUCCCCCAGCAGUUAGAAGGGGAAGAUUGCAUUGCGGGGGCUUUAGAGCUCUGAAGUGGUCCGUUUUUCUCCCAUGUCUUAUGUGGUUUAAUUGUAACAUAGGUAGUAUGCCUUCACACUGGAUCCCGGGGGCAUGGGCUUUGGAGAUCUUACUUCGUGGUGAAUUGCCAUCUGCAGUAUUGAAGGGAAGACAUAUUCCUGCGCAUCACCAUACCUUGUUUUUAAAGCCAGAGUCAUUGUAUGAUUUUUAUUACCUGAAGUGCUCACCGGAAUGUGAUCUGGUUACCUUGGAAAUGCAGGAACUUUUAUGAAUGUACUGUAAAAUAAAAUGUGGGCUAAUCCCCAGGAGCUGAA
Molecule: messenger RNA, 11809 nt
Organism: Rattus norvegicus (Norway rat)
Lineage: Eukaryota; Metazoa; Chordata; Mammalia; Rodentia; Muridae
Source: RefSeq, a predicted model, not a curated record